Molecule: messenger RNA, 2992 nt
Organism: Oncorhynchus kisutch (coho salmon)
Lineage: Eukaryota; Metazoa; Chordata; Actinopteri; Salmoniformes; Salmonidae
Product: 4-hydroxyphenylpyruvate dioxygenase-like
Exons: 14
Coding region: 115-1296 (393 amino acids)
Biological process (GO): L-tyrosine catabolic process
Cellular component (GO): Golgi membrane; endoplasmic reticulum membrane
Molecular function (GO): 4-hydroxyphenylpyruvate dioxygenase activity
Source: RefSeq, a predicted model, not a curated record
CCUCCUCCUCGAAGACCGGGGGCGUGGAAGUUCAAACUUGAUUCUGAACGUUUAAACACGCGACUUUAUUGUACCGAUUUUCUUUUCAAGCAGUUGAAAGGCUAAGGGUACAGGAUGACUACCUACAUGGACAGAGGUGAAAAGCACGACCACGGCAAGUUCGUCUGUUUCGACCACAUCACAUUCUGGGUUGGAAAUGCCAAACAGGCAGCAUCUUACUAUUGUAACAAGCUUGGAUUUGAACCGUUGGCCUAUCGGGGUUUAGAGACAGGCUGCCGGGAUGUGGUGUCCCAUGUGGUCAAACAAGACAAGAUUAUUUAUGUAUUCGCAUCCGCUCUCAAUCCUGGAAACAAAGAAAUGGGGGAGCAUUUGGUCAAACAUGGGGAUGGAGCCAAGGACAUUGCAUUCACUGUGGAGAACUGUGAUUACCUUGUGCAGAAAGCCAGAGAGCGUGGUGCCAUCAUAGUGAAAGAGCCGUAUGUACUGGAGGACAAAUAUGGCAGGGUAAAACUAGCUGUUCUCCAGACGUAUGGGGACACCACACACACAUUUGUGGAGAGGACUGCCUACAAUGGGCUGUUCCUCCCAGGGUUCCAUACUCCUCUCCACCGGGACCCCUUGUUGGCCAAGCUACCCAGUGGAUUACUGAACUUCAUUGACCAUGUUGUGGGGAACCAGCCGGAUGAUGAGAUGGUGCCUGUAGUGGAAUGGUACCAGAAAAACCUGCUCUUCCACCGGUUCUGGUCAGUAGACGACAAGCAGCUGCAGACAGACUUCAGUGCGCUGCGCUCCAUUGUUGUGGCCAAUUAUGAAGAGACAGUGAAGAUGCCCAUUAAUGAGCCAGCCAUGGGUAAACGCAAGUCCCAGAUCCAGGAGUAUGUGGAGUACUAUGGUGGCCCAGGUGUCCAGCACAUCGCCAUGAACACAUCAGACAUCAUCACCGCAAUCCGUAACCUGAAGGAGCGUGGCAUGGAGUUCAUGUGUGUGCCAGACACCUACUACCAGCUGCUGAGAAAGAAUCUCCAACAAUCGCAGGUCAGGGUCACUGAGGACCUGGACAUUCUGGAGGAGCUGAAGAUCUUAGUGGAUUUUGAUGACAAUGGCUACCUGCUCCAGAUCUUCACCAAGCCUGUUCAGGACCGUCCCACAGUGUUCCUGGAGGUCAUUCAGAGACACAACCAUCAGGGCUUUGGUGCAGGCAACUUCAAGGCUCUUUUCGAGGCCAUCGAGGCAGACCAGAACGCUAGAGGAAACUUGACUAUCCUGAAACCUAAUGGAGUGUCUAACCAAAUUUGAAGUACCGCUCUGAUUUACACGAUUGAUAUAAUGUCCAUCAUCUCUGAAGCUUACAUUUAAUUUAGAACUAUUGAAAAUAAAUAACCAGAAUCUAGUUGAAUGACUUUGAUGGAUAAAUUGCUGCUCUAUGCACACACUAUUCAAAUUUAAAUUAUGAUUGACAUGCCUUCUGGAGUCAAACAUAGGAAUGAUUGUUACUUAUUCAAAUAAUAUAGUGAUGCUAAAAUAACAUAAAAAUAUAUUUGACUUGAUGCCAAUUUUAAAUACAGUGAUUUCAGAAAGUUUUCAUACCCCUUGACUUAUUCCACAUUUUGUUGUGUUACAGCCUGAAUUCCAAAUGGAUUAAAAAAAUAAUAAUUGUCACCCGUCAUAUGAAGAGUGGUACUCAGUGAUGUGUUGGAUUUGCCCCAAACAUAACGCUUUGUAUUCAGGAUAUAAAGUACAUUUCUUUGCUAUAUUUUUUUUUGUUCUACUUUAGUGCUUCAUUGCAAACAGGAUGCAUGUUUUGGAAUAUUAUAUUUUGUACAGGCUUCCUUCUUUUCACUCUGUCCUUUAGGUUAGUAUUGUGGAGUAACUACAAUGUUGUUGAUCCAUCCUCAGUUUUCUCCUAUCACAGCCAUUCAACUCUGUAACUGUUUUAAGUCUCCAUUGGCCUCAUGGUGAAAUCCCUGAGCGGUUUCCUUCCUCUCCGGCAACUGAGUUAGGAAAGACGCCUGUAUCUUUGUAGUGACUGGGUGUAUUGCUACAACAUCCAAAGUGUAAUUAAUAACUUCACCAUGCUCAAAGGGACAUUCAAUGUCUGCUUCUUUUUGUUUUGUUUUUACCCAUCUACCAAUAGGUGCCCUUCUUUGUGACACAUUGGAAAACCUCCCUGGUCUUUGUGGUUGAAUCUGUGUUUGAAAUUCACUGCUCGACUGAGGAACCUUACAAUUAUCUGUAUGUGAGAGAUGAGGUAGUCAUUUAAAAGUUAAACACUAUUAUUGCACAAAGACUGAGGCCAUGCAACUUACUAUGUGACUUCUUAAGCAAAUUUCUACUCCUGGACAUAUUUAGGCUUGCCAUGACAAAUGGGUUGAAUACUGAUUGACUCAAGACAUUUCAGCUUGACAUUUUUAAUACAUUUGUAAACAUUUCUAAAAACAUAAUUCCACUUUGACAUUAUGGGGUAUUGUGUGUGGCCAAAAUCUCAAUGUAAUAAAUUCAGGCUGUAAUGCAAAAUAAUAUGGAAAAAGUCAAGGAGUGUGACAACUUUCCGAAGGCUGUGUGUUUGUUUUUGGCUUAGAAAACACAUUUUUGUGACAAUCAAAGUAUGAUCAAAUAUGUUGAUGUACAAUUCAAAGUAACAGAAAAAGAGCAGACAUCAUCAUUAGAUUUGAGCCAGCUAUGUUAUCAAAUCUGGUAUUAACAAGCAAUUUUUAAGUAUGACAUUAACUCUGUUGUCUUAGCUUCACAUUGUCUUAUUUGCCUUACUUCUGGAAAAAAAUCAUAUUUAAGUGGAAGGAAGUAAUAAACCACAACAUAUGACUCAAUAAGAUGCACAAUGACAACAUGUCAGUUUAUUGUAUCCUUUCCAUGAACUAAAAGUAUUUUUUACACUUCACUUGUUCAUUUUGAUUCCCCCAAUUGCUUUCGUAAACCUUUUUACUUUGGAUACUUUCAUACAUUUUUAAGUGCAUGUAAUAAAAAUACAACUGCA